GGGGGACACAUUUCUUCGGUGGAGCCUUUCACAGCGACAGUAAGAAAUGGGUGACUGGAGUUUCUUGGGGAACAUUUUAGAGCAGGUGAACGAGCAAUCCACUGUCAUCGGGAGAGUCUGGCUCACAGUGCUCUUCAUUUUCCGCAUCCUGAUCCUGGGAACAGCUGCCGAGCUAGUGUGGGGAGAUGAACAGUCAGACUUUGUGUGCAACACCCAGCAACCUGGUUGCGAGAAUGUCUGCUAUGAUGAGGCCUUCCCCAUCUCCCACAUCCGGCUCUGGGUCCUGCAGAUCAUUUUUGUAUCCACACCUUCACUCAUGUACUUUGGGCAUGCCGUGCACCAUGUCCGCAUGGAGGAGAAGAGGAGAGAGAGGGAGGAAGCUGAGAGGCGUCAGCAAGCUGAGGUGGAUGAAGAGAAGCUGCCCCUGGCUCCAAAUCAGAACAAAGGCAACAACCCUGAUGGGACCAAGAAGUUUCGCCUGGAGGGCACCCUCCUGAGAACCUAUAUCUUCCACAUCAUUUUCAAAACCCUCUUUGAGGUGGGAUUCAUAGUAGGUCAGUACUUCCUUUACGGCUUCCGAAUUCUCCCCCUUUACCGCUGUGGGCGGUGGCCCUGUCCCAAUCUUGUGGACUGUUUUGUCUCCAGGCCCACGGAGAAGACCAUCUUUAUUAUGUUCAUGCUGGUGGUGGCUUCCGUGUCCCUCUUCCUCAACCUGGUGGAGAUCAGUCACUUGAUCCUCAAAAGGAUCCGGAGGGCUCUGAGAAGACCAGUGGAGGAACAGCUGGGGGAGGUCCCAGAGAAGCCCCUCCAUGCCAUCACAGUCCCCUCCAUCCCAAAGACCAAAGGCUACAAGUUGCUGGAAGAAGAGAAGCCAGUGCCCCACUAUUUCCCUCUCGCAGAAGUAGGGGUUGAGCCCAGUCCCCUUCCAUCAGCCUUCAAUGAGUUUGAGGAGAAGAUUGGGAUGGGACCAUUGGAAGAUCUCUCUAGGGCAUUUGAUGAGAGGUUACCAUCGUAUGCACAAGCGAAGGAACCGGAAGAGGAGAAGGUAAGAGCAGAGGAGGAACAAGAAGAGGAGCAGCUGGGACGUCAGGGAGAGCCAGGGGUGAAGAAAGCAGUGGAGGAGGUGGUGAGCGAUGAAGUGGAAGGGCCUUCAGCACCUGCUGAACUCACCACUGAUAUGAGACCCCUCAGCAGGCUAAGUAAAGCCAGUAGCCGGGCCAGGUCAGAUGAUUUGACUGUAUGAAGGUGCAGGAUAUAGGGAGCACAUGAAAAGGAAAAGGUUGAAGAGAAAAGGAGAGAUAGAGAAAGAAAUCAAAAGAUAUUUUUAAGCAAAGUGCUAAAAUGGCCAUUUGAAUAUUAUUUCCUCUUGAGAUUCUCAACUGGAAAGGUACUAUCAUGGUAACUGUGCCUUAUUUGCCCUGUAUGUCCAUUUAAAAAGGAACAUUUUCCCUGUUUCCACA
This is a messenger RNA of Haliaeetus leucocephalus (bald eagle), 1460 nucleotides long. RefSeq names its product gap junction protein, alpha 8, 50kDa (gene GJA8). The record is from RefSeq and is a predicted model, not a curated record. Bases 47 to 1243 code for a protein of 398 amino acids. Gene Ontology annotation, cellular component: connexin complex. NCBI's taxonomy places the organism in Eukaryota, Metazoa, Chordata, Aves, Accipitriformes, Accipitridae. Gene Ontology annotation, biological process: cell communication. The transcript is spliced from 2 exons.